UAUUUCAGUCUGGAAAAAGCAAAACAAACUUCCUGCUGGAUUUCUUGACCAUUUGCAUUCAGGAGCACCAAAAACUAAAAUGCUUUUCACUUUAGAACUUCCCGGUGUACAGGACUCGGUCCCUCUGUGCCACCCUAUCAACACGGUCAGCGUUACUCCACAAGACCAGCUCGGGCGGCCAUUCGGCCCGAGACCACGAAGAGAACCACAGUCCACACGGCCGCGGGUGCUCCGCGAAGAAGGGGGAGAACCUGCAUGUCGUUAUUCUAGGACUAGAACCAAUCGAGCGAGAGGACUACGCUGCCCCCAGGUUCGGAAUGCAGACUAGGAAGCAGCGCACGCGGUCACGCUGCCCCGGAACCACAUGACCUUCCUACGAAAGCCGCCUGAACUCACAAAGGAGAGCUCCCCCGUUCUCCUCAGUUACAAGUCAGGAGACCCGAGUCGGCGUGGCAGGGACGGAGCCGAGGCUGACGGGCUGGAACCGGUCGUGGACAGAGUCCCUGUGCUUCUGCCCUUACCGUUAGAAGAUCUGGGAGGGAGGGAAGGAGGAGAAACAUCCCAGAAUCCGGGCAGAAAAGCCCCUGGCCCCGAAGAUGGGGUUUGGGGACAUAGGGAGGGGCAGCUCCGUGUGUGGUGACCUUUCUGAACACGCACUCGGGCAGCUCGACUCUCACGGAGGCUUUAGCACGGCGGCCUAUGCAGGCCUCGCGCGGCCCACAGUCGGCGAGAUGGCGGUGCCGCGUGGACGCACCGGCUUAGAGCCUCCAGGGCACCCUCCGCCGGCCCGGGAGCCCGCCCCUCGCCCGCCCACCAGGUCACUCAAGGGCGCGUCGGCUUCCGACUCGGGGUCUCGCGGGCCAGACCUCAGCAAAACACGUGCUACUCUCUUUCCUCAGCGAAAUCCCUCCGCUGCCGGCCGCGAACUAGUUUUAAUCACGCCCCACCCCCAGUGACGUCACCUCCGCCACUAGAGCGCUUUCCAGCAGCUUCCAGAUCCGUCGCCUCCCCCAACGCAGCCAUUCUCAGAGGGCGGGCUCUGCGGCCACCGGACCCGCCCCCAGCCGUCGUCGCGGCUGAAACUGCGGUAGCAGAGGCCAGGCGUAGGGCUGAGCCUCAGCCGAGGCCGGACGGAAGUGCUGCGGUCCUCGCCUUCCGCCACGCUUACGGACCUAAUCCUUUCGGGCCCCAGGCAGAGUCCGGAGGGGAACUCUUUGGCGGCGGACUGAAACCGGAAGCCGCUUUCCUAGCGGGAGGUCGGUGGGGGAGGAGCGGGCUGGGUUGAACGUAGGGUAGACGUUGCUGUGUGCGGUGGAACAGGAAUUCGGAUCCAACGUGUGCGAAGAAGUACCCUCCUCAGAGAGAGGAAGGGAGAGAGAGAGAAAGAGAGAGAAACACCAAUGUGAGAGAGAAACAUCGACGGCUGCCUCUCCCAGGCGCCAAACCACGAGACGGAACCUGCAACCAAGGUAUGUGCCCUGACCAGGAAUCAAACCCACAACCUUUCGGUGUACGGGACGGUGCUCCAACCAGCUGAGCCACACUAGCCAUUACAUUUCUUAAUGUAAUGCUGACAUAUUUGUUUCAAAUUGUACAUAGACUCUGAAAACUUAGGCUUUCAAAUUCUGGUCAAUAAAAAUUGGCUUUAAAUAAUAGUUACCUCUGUUACAAGUUUUAAUAAAGUUGCUUACAAAUGAGUCUAUGAAAACCCGUCCUGUUGCCAGUUUUCUCCCUCUCCCCACAAACUGUCUAGAUUUUUAAAUGUAGUUAAGUAUUUUUUUUUACUUCCAGAUUACAAUUUUAUAAUAUGUUUAUCCUAGGACAUAUAGUUCUCAAAAUAUAGUUAACACAUCUUAUAAAAUAGCAUUAUUUCUAGUUAAAUAGGAUUUUUGUUUAAUUGUCUAUUGACUUUUAUUUUUCAGGAUUCAUUGAAAAAAUCCUUAGUGAUAUUGACAUGUUUCAAGUGACAUAAAUUAGCCAGUGACUCGGAAUGAUGGAUUCCCCGAAGACUGGAAAUGGUUUGCCAGUGAUUGGACCAGGGACUGAUAUAGGGGUAUCUUCACCCCACAUAGUGGGGUAUUUGGGAAAAAAUUAUGAUUCUGCUAACAUCCUGUCAGAUGGGUAUUGCCCUGCUUGUAGAGAGAAGGGAAAGUUAAAAACCUUAAAGACUUACCGAAUUAGUUUUCAGGAAUCUGUCUAUUUGUGUGAGGAGCUACAGUGCAUCUAUCCUUUGGGCUCUAAAUCAUUUAAUAACUUAAUUUCUCCUGAUUUGGAAGAUCUUGCUCCAAAUAAGCCUCAAAAAAGAAAGCUCUUGGAAAUCAACUAUAAAGAUUCACCUUCUUUAGCAAAUUCCAAAAAGAUUAAAAGUGAUAUUGUUAUUGAUGGUGAACAAGUUUUGAACAGCAAACAUAAUGGAGAAGCAUACGAGGAAACCUCAUCAGACUUAUCUGACUCACUGCACAGUGGUCAGCAGAGCCCAGUUAAGGCUGCUGAUUUCUUGGGACCGGAUGAGAUUUUGGAAGCUGCUGUUACUGACUUGGCUGCUGAAGAAGAUGCUACUGCAGUUGAUAUUUCUGGAACUGGAAAGACUGCUCUUCAAAAUGAAGGAGGCACAUCUGAACUGGAAAUGCCACAGGAGAACAGAUGUAUACCAUUUUGUCAGACUUCAUGUGUUCAAUGGAAAAAUUCUGAUGCCCUCUGUUGGUUAGACUGUCUCCUGUCACUAUUGGUGCACUUGGAAGUGGUAAAAAAGGCAGUGAUGACGGACCUGUGCUCUAAAGAGGAAUCUCUGUUCUGGCAGUUGUUCACAAAGUAUAAUCAAGCUAGUAAGCUUCUGCACGCCAGUCACUUGGAUGCAGUUAAAGAUAGAGAUUAUACAAAACUUAUUGCAGUAUUUGCAGACAUAGAGACCUGUCUGAAUGACGUCAGAAGUAAGAUUUUUAUCAGGCUUCAGCCUCAGCUUGGGUGCACAUUAGGUGACAUGGAAAGCCCUGUGAUUGCAUUUCCCCUGCUCCUAAGAAUAGAAGCCUGCAUUGAAAAGCUCUUCACGUACUCUUUUUCUUGGAACUUUGAAUGUUCACAGUGUGGACACAAGUAUCAAAACAGAUGUAUGAAGAAUCUGGUCACCUUUACAGAUCUUGUUCCUGAGUGGCACCCACUUAAUGCCGCCCAUUUUGGUCCCUGUAGCAAUUGCAACAAUAAGUCACAAAUAAGAAAAAUGGUAUUGAAAGAAGUGUCUCCCAUAUUCAUGUUGCACUUUGUAGAAGGCUUACCACAUAACGACUUGGAACACUACUCAUUUCUUUUUGAAGGCUAUCUUUACCAAAUAACUUCUGUAAUUCAGUACUAUGCAAAUAAUCAUUUUAUAACAUGGAUUUUAUGUGUUGAUGGAAGUUGGCUGGAAUGUGAUGACCUAAAAGGCCCAUGUUGUAAAAGGUUUAAGAAAUUUGAAGUUCCUGCUUCAGAGAUACAUAUUGUUAUUUGGGAAAGAAAAACAGCCCAAAUGACAGAUAAAGCAUCUGCCUGUCUUUCACUUCAAAAGACUAAUGAUCAACAUGGUUUCAGUGAUGAGAAACAGCCACCUCCAGCAUUGCGUUUUAUGGGUGAUGCUUCCUCAGCUGAAAUACCUUCAGAAACGUACCCCCCAAAUACAUCAGUUACUACUAAUACUCUUUCCCAGGAUAAAGCUGUAGCUCAUCAGCCUCAUUUACUUUCAGUUCCAAAAGGUUUGAUUGGCAAUGAUAUUAUACCUUUGACACUUGAAAAAGUACAGGUUAACUCUGAAGGUUUCCUAUUAGAAAAUAUACCUGUGGCAGAAAAUGGAGUGGUCAUCAAAACAAAUACUUUACAACAGCAAGAGUCACUAAUGGCUUCUUUAGUAUCAGCUCCAUGUAAGGAAAAGUUUACCCAAGACCAAUUUGUAGACUUAAGCUUUCCUUCUCCGAUUGUAAGUACAAAUAUGCAAUCAGUACAGCCAAAUUCAGAAAAUACUAUAAUUACUAACUCUGUGACUAAUAUUCAUGCUACUGGUCCUAUACAGGGAGUAAAGUCAGUAGAAAUUGAAGGUACAGUUGCCCUAGAGAAGGAUGUUUCGUCCAACCAUUUUCUUUCACCAAAAACCGAGAAAUUAAAAAUAGAAAAACACAUUACACCUCAGGUAUCUAAUUUGGAGAGAAAAUUUUCUCAAACCAUAGCUGAGUCAUCACAGAACCCAUCUCUGAAAGAAAAUCUGAAGAAACCAUUUAUGGGAAGUUGGGUUAAAGGCUUAUUAAGCAAGGGUGCUUCUUUUUUGCCACCUUGUGUUUCAGCUCAUAAUAUUAACGCUAUAACUGACUUGCAGCAUUCGGUUAAGGGGGCACGUAAUUUUGGUGGCUAUAAAACUAAAGGGGUGAAGCAGAAGGCUCACCGGGCACCCAAGAAACCUCGUAGGUGCGCAAGUAAGCCUUCUCCAGCCAAUAACCCUCCACCAAGUCUUCCAUCAUCAGGUAGCAUGGCUCCUCCACAUGCUGAUGUUAAUGCUGACCUGGAAGUUUUGAAGAAACAUGAAAAUUCCUCAUAUGGGGUUCACCUCAACCACAGAUCUGGUGGAAACGAAAAUGGUGUUUCUUUAGCAAACCAUGAAGACUCCGUUGAGGGUCAGAUUCAUAAACUUCGUCUAAAACUUCUGAAAAAACUUAAGGCAAAAAAGAAGAAAUUAGCUGCUCUUAUGUCUUCCCCCCAACAUGGAAAACUUCCAAGUGAAAAUUUAGAGCACGUUUCUCAUUGUGUGUCUCCAAAUGAUGGCCAUGGGUCUCCAAAUGAUGGCCAGUCAAUAGAAGAUGUGUUAAAAGAACUGCAAUAUCAAAUUGAUAUUGCUGAUAAUAAAUCUGGAAGAACCACUGUUGCUAGUGUUUCUCCAUAUAGUGGUCAAACUCAUGAAGAAAUUUUAGCAGAAUUAUUGUCUCCUACAACUGUUUGUUCAGAACUCUCAGAAAAUAGGGAGGCUGACUUUAGAUAUUUAGAAAUGGGAGAUAACCGUAUCCCAGCACCAGUACCUAGUGAAUUAAAUGGUAUUCCCCCAAACACACUCUUGAGACAGGACCAUAAUUAUUGCAGCCCUGCCAAGAAAAAUCUGUGCCAAGUUCAGCCAGACCCACUAACAAAUAAUGAGUGUGAUAAAACAUUGAACUUGGAAAGUUCCCUGAAGACUGAUGUUUUUGAUGAGUUUUUUUCCACUUCAGCAUUAAAUUCUUUAGCAAAUGACACAUUAGACUUGCCUUUUUUUGAUGACUAUCUGUUUGAGAGUUGUUGAAUGUUUAUUAACUCUUUAAUAUUUAUUAUUGUCUUGGAAAAACUUAUUAUGUUCUUGAGUAGUGUUUAUACACUGGCCUUGUCAUGAACAAAAUGUAAGCAGCUGAAGGUUUUACCUUCAGUUCUGCCCAUAAAGCUUGUAAUUUGUUUUACAAAUUAAAAUGACCAGAAAUCUGU
Myotis brandtii (Brandt's bat) is the source of this 5466-nucleotide messenger RNA. It is a transcript of the gene USPL1, whose product is annotated as ubiquitin specific peptidase like 1. The record is from RefSeq and is a predicted model, not a curated record. Gene Ontology annotation, biological process: Cajal body organization; protein desumoylation. Gene Ontology annotation, molecular function: SUMO binding. Bases 1991 to 5290 code for a protein of 1099 amino acids. Gene Ontology annotation, cellular component: Cajal body. NCBI's taxonomy places the organism in Eukaryota, Metazoa, Chordata, Mammalia, Chiroptera, Vespertilionidae. The transcript has 9 exons.